UGAGGUGAGGAAUGGAAUGCUCCAGGAACUCCAUCCUCUUCCAGACGCUCCAAAAAAACUUACCAAUUUGAAUUUUGCUGUCUGAAAAAUGACAACUUAGAGGAAUUUAACUAUCGUAAAGUUUAUUUCGCUCAUUGUUGUUCCUGAAAGCAUGGCGGCAGAGCCGAAGCUGAACGGCACUGGCACUGAACUUCUGGAAGUUGACAUAUGCUCCGCGGAGGACAGCGGAGUGUUCGUCCACUCGGCGGAGUCCCUCCAGGAGGAGUUCUGCGGCUUCCAGCCGUGGACCUGGCCCGGAGAGUCUCCCUCUGAGCCUCCACCACAGCCUGCAGGAGAGCCGGAGGUCCCCGCUGAGCCUGCUGCAGACCCGCCUGGCCCCGGCACCCCGUCCAGAAGGAACGACGCGGGCAGUGACAGCGACUCGGUGGAGCUGGGAGACGGACUGACGGCUCCGAGGACCUCCAUCGUGGACUGCCUGCUGGUGGAGCUCUACGAGACGUACAGCGGGGGCAGCAGGAGGAAUGUGGACAGCUGGGACAGCUCCACGGAGGCGUCCGGGUCCGAUGCCUUCCUGGGUCGCAGUAACUCCGGGUCCAGUUUCCUGCAGGAGCUCCAGGAGAAGCACACCAGGAGGCACCAGAUGAAGUACCUGGCCCAGAAAGCUCCGGAGGAACUGCUCUCCAUCAUCCAGGAGGUGAAGCAUCGCACUGGCCUGCAGUCCGCCAAACUGAUGCGUCAGCUGAGGAGACGAGACCGCCUCGUCCACAAGCUGCAGAAGAACUACGACAUUAUCACGGCAUGUCUGCAGGCCGUCUCGCAAAAACGACGAGUUGACACGAGGCUCAAGUUUACCAUCGAACCUUCACUCGGAAAGAACGGAUUCCAGCAGUGGUACGAUGCCCUCAAAGCUGUGGCAAGACUCCCGACAGGGAUCCCGAAGGAGUGGAGGAAGAGGGUUUGGCUGACGCUGGCGGACCAGUACCUCCACAGCAUCUCCAUCGACUGGGACAAGACGCUUCGUUUCGCCUUUAAUGAGCGAAGUAACCCAGACGACGACUCCCUGGGCAUCCAGAUUGUGAAGGAUCUGCACCGGACGGGCUGCAGUUCAUACUGCGGCCAGGAGGGGGAGCAGGACCGGGUGGUGCUGAAGAGGGUGCUGCUCGCCUACGCCCGCUGGAACAAGAGUGUGGGCUACUGCCAAGGGUUCAACGUGUUGGCGGCGCUCAUACUGGAAGUCACAGAGGGCAGCGAGAGCGACGCGCUCAAGGUCAUGAUCUAUCUGAUCGACAAAGUGCUGCCAGAGAGUUACUUUGCCAACAACUUGCGUGCUUUGUCAGUGGACAUGGCGGUGUUCAGAGACCUGCUGCGCCUCAAACUGCCCAGACUGUCGCAGCACCUCCACCACCUUCAGAAAGCGGCCAACCGGGAAGCCGGAGGCAGCUACGAGCCGCCGCUGACCAACGUGUUCACCAUGCAGUGGUUUCUGACCAUGUUCGCCACCUGCCUGCCGGCGCCCGUCGUGCUGAAGAUCUGGGACUCGGUUUUCUUCGAGGGGUCCGAGGUGCUGUUCCGGGUCGCUCUGGCCAUCUGGGAGCGUCUGGGAGAGAGGAUCGAGUACUGCCAGACUGCAGACGAGUUUUACAGCACGAUGGGCUGCCUGACGCAGGAGAUGCUGGAGCACCACCUCAUCGACUCCACCGAGCUCAUGCAGGAGGUCUACUCCAUGGCGGUGUUUCCCUUCCCCCAGCUGGCUGAGCUGAGAGAGAAGUACACCUACAACAUCACUCCGUUCCCCACCUCAGUCAAGUCCAACGGAAGUGGUGGUCUGGGCAGUUGGGAGAGUGACGACGAUGCCGACAUGGAUGACGAAGAUUCGGUGGUGACGGCUCUCGGCUGUUUGGGGCCCCUGGGUGGCCUUCUGGCCCCCGAGCUGCAGAGAUACCAGAAACAUCUCAAAGACCAGCGAGCCGAGCAGAGGAACAUCGGAGAGCUGAGCCCGGGAGCGGUGGGGGCCGGGGGAAGCACGGGAGGAGGCGCGGGAGGAGGCGGUGCCAGGGCAGAGCACCAGGCGGCCAUCAACAGCAUGAUGAUGGAGAGGAUGAGCACCGACAUCUACGCCCUGAAGAAGCAAUACACACGCAUCAAGAGGCGGCAGCAGCAGCAGGCUAUGCAACUCUACAUACACACAGGACCCGGACCUGAAAUCCCCACAAGUGCAGGAAUCCUUCAGGAGGUUUCCCGCAAACACACCAACACGCCCGAGCUGCACUGUAACGACAAGUGUCCUGCCACCCGCGUCCUGGCCUCCCAGCUCAAUCCUUCCAGUUCGGUGAUCAACCACCUCCUCCUGAGUCGGAAGCCACCCGGGGGUCCUCGAGGUGGCAGACCCUCCCCGGCGCUCCCCGGGGCCCGGCCGACCUCUCUGCACCAGGCCCACUGCUCCCCGGCCCGGCACCGCCGCGGCUCGCUGCCGUCCAACAGCAGCGGCUCCCCGGCGAGCUGCGGCGGCGGCGGCUCCGGCUCGCCGUGGCGAGCUCACGUCCGGCAGCAUCGGAGGAACAUAGCCAGGGCUCGGGCUCAGCUGGGAUUUGGGGAUUCGGAAGACAGGGAUGAUGACGAAGAGGAGGAGGACAAAGGACAAUCCGUCCGCGUGGAGAAAGAAGAAGAGAGGGAGGUUGAGGAAGAUGUUGAGCAGAAAGAGGCGACUGACUCCUCGGUGCUUCCAUCUCCAGAUUCCUCGGUGUGUGAAGAGCCUCAACAUGAGUCCGACACGACGAAGGAAGCAGAGGUCGCGGAGGUGGUGGUGCAGCUGGAGUCUCUGGAUCUGGAAUCGAACGCGGCGACGUCCGACAGCUUAAACACAGACACACAACCCAAAGCGCCCGAGUCCGAACCUGCACAGCCAGUCCCUCUUCUUCCUCCGCCGCCGUCCUCAAGCCGCCACAGAAAGUCCGAAUGCUGCGAUUCAGACAGAAACACCGGCUCAGAAAGCCACUCUCCUGCCAUACCCCACCCUCUGCACUCCUCCAGCUCCAUCCCCUCUUCCUCCUCCUCCUCCCAGAGUCCCUCCCCUUCCCCCGUUCCUGCGUCAACCUCUCCAGGUCCGUCCUGCUCUUCUUCCCCAACACCAACCUCCACAUGCCAUCUUCCAUCCUCCUCAUCGGUCCACAGCUUGUCUUCUCUCCCUCCUGCGUCUACCUUCUACAAAACCUGCUCUCCCUCUACUCCCUCGCUCUCCUCUGUCUCCUCCUCGUCUAAUUGUCACGUCCCAUCUUCCCCAUCGACCCCGGGAUUGUCGUCCGCUGCCUCUGCGCCCAAGCAGCAGGUAUUCUCCCCGUUUCCUUGCGUGAAGCAGCCCAGGAAGUCGGCCGCGGCCAGAAACCUCGGGCUGUACGGCCCGACGUCUAGAACACCCACAGUACACUUCCCUCAGCUCAGCCGCAGCCUCAGCCGGAGCAGCACUGCGGCCGGGAUCAGCGGCACGCGAUGAAAUCCAGUCCCGAACUGAUGCUGGAAGCACCCACCGAAACCACCCAACUGCACCAUGUUGCCUCCUACAGUGACACCCGUAGACCAGAAGGCUAGAAAUGCAAGAAGUAAACCACAGAUCUAGAGAUUAGAGUCAUCAUGAAAGCCACUCCAAACAUUUAGGAAGUAGCAGAACCAUCAAGCCUAAAGGAAAUUCCUGUUUGUGUUUUCAGCACGUCCAAGAAGUUGAGGACUCGAUCAAGACCUUCGCAGUGGCCUAUGCAGGUCCUUCCUGACCUUUAAACGAUUGAAUAAAAGAUAAUGUGACCCGAAAGCAAACUAUUCUACAGACUUUCUGCUGUGUUUUGGGGAAUUCAGAUUUGGGCCAUGUGUAUGCAUUUUUUUUUCAGUAACAGCUUGUGUCCCUCGAAGAGGGCUCCACCUGGACUGAAAAAUGAUCGAUGAGUAAUUCCCUCUUAACUCGCUGACCAUAUUCGAAAAGUUAAUGAAGUAUCUUUUCCUGUGAGUUUGCACAAUAGCCAUCCAGUUGUUUCUUUGCCAAGUAUUUAAGAAAUCAAUCACUACACAUGAAACAACAGAUACCUAAGAAUUUGUGAAAAGACAAAUCUAAUAACUUUGUGUGUGUGCGUGUGUGCUUACAAACCUGUUCACUCUGUGAUUCUCUGAGAGCACUGAACUUUUUUCUUUUGAAUAUUAAAAAAAAACAAAAAAACAUUCUGUACAUUGUGGUCUUAUGAACACCAGAACUCUUCAUCUCAUUCUGCGAUGGAGCGCGAAUGCUGCACAAGUUUGAUCAUGCUGUGUUUUGAUCAAGGAUUGGAUACUGAAUGAAAUGUGACAAAUACAAAUACAAAACCAUGUUUGAA
This is a messenger RNA of Salarias fasciatus (jewelled blenny), 4355 nucleotides long. RefSeq names its product TBC1 domain family, member 30 (gene tbc1d30). NCBI's taxonomy places the organism in Eukaryota, Metazoa, Chordata, Actinopteri, Blenniiformes, Blenniidae. The record is from RefSeq and is a predicted model, not a curated record. Bases 152 to 3490 code for a protein of 1112 amino acids. The transcript is spliced from 15 exons. Gene Ontology annotation, cellular component: endoplasmic reticulum.